GCAGAGGAAAUUUAAAAUGCCGUAGGGAAACAGAGACAGACAAGGGAAGGGUGAGAGAGUGCUGCACACACGGCUUCAAAACAGGAAACCUCCCUCUUUUGCCAAAAAGCAGUGGACUAACCAAAGAGAGCACACAGCAGGCUUUCAGGGCUAAAGCUCCCUUCGUUGGACAUGCAGCUGUGCCAUCAAUGGGGAGACUAAAGAGAAAGAUUUAAAUCGAAGAYAAAUAAGAAAGCAGCUACUUGACAGGCUGCAGAGACAAAACCUGAAGGACAAACAGAGAAAAAAAGAGGUAACCAUGGAAGCAGCAGGAUACAAGCAGAGAAAUGUUGUCUUGUUUAUAGUGGCCUUUUUAUUUACCCUGGAGGUCCACAGGGUCCAGGGCUGRCGAAUAGGCACUGGAUCAGAGUGUGAGAAAGCUCCUUUUGUCCCAGGCCACAACCUGGCUGGGGAGGGGUUUGAUGUGGUGCGACUGCGACGCACAGGAGCGUAUGUGAUCAAUGUCAAAGCUCAUCUGGGUGACAACCACACCUGUACGCUGUGCCCAAACAGAUUCCAGGAUGGACAGACUCAGAGGCUCCCAGCCGCUGUGCUCGACUGGCGUCCCUUCAGCCGCUGCAGCAAACAGCUUUCRAGRGCGCUCCACCACUCAGUGGACUCCRUGCUGCGCAGCUCCAACUCGCUGGUCAACAACAACUGGGGUUUGGGUUUGAGCCUCGACAACAUCGGCCAGGCUGUGCUGGGAGGAAGCCGCUCAGAUUUGGCUAAGUUUGCUCGCUCGCAGCACAGUGUGGACAAAGCUACUUUUGCCAUUCAUGAAAUCAGUUGCUCCUACUAUAGCUACAGGCUGGCCGAUCAUCCCCAGCUGAGCGCAGAGUUCACAAAGCAUAUGAAGAGACUCCCGCAGAGCUUGAACACAGUCCAGAACAGAGCCUUGUAUAGACGGCUCAUAGACACCUACGGGACACAUUAUAUWCACCAGGUCCAGCUUGGCGGUAAAGUGAAGCGAAUCACUGCCUUCAGGACCUGCCUGGCCACACUGAAAGGCUUCUCAGAGUCCGAGAUUAAAAACUGUCUAAAUCUUGAACUGCGUAUGGCUCUGGGUUUUCUCCCUGCUAACGCAUCUUUCUCCAACAAGUGUGACAAUCUCCUGAAGGGCAAUAUAAGCAUGGGCUUCUACCAGGGCUUCAUGACACAUAAGAUUGAGGUCAUUGGAGGGGAGCGGUAUUUCCCUGACAUCCUUUACCAACAAGACCCAUCGGAAGCCUACCACAACUGGAUAAACAGCCUCUAUGACAACCCUGACGUMGUUUCUUAUGCCAUCUUCCCUCUGCACCAUCUGGUGGAGGACACACAGAUCAGUACCAACCUGAGGAACAUGGUCUCAGAGUAUAUCAGAGAGAAUCAAUUGGAAGAGGAGCAGCUUGGUCUGAAGAACUGCUCCCCAACUUCCAACCUGGAUCACAACUGCUGUCCUUUAAGGACUGGCAGAGGAACRCUGAGACUGGAAAUCCACAGAGCUGCAGGACUGAGGGCCGACACCUUCACAAAAACAGACGCAUACGUGAAGAUCUUCUACAGCGGCAUGUAUGAGGAGACUGAAACUGUGAUGGACAACAAUGACCCAGUGUGGAAUGCCACGUAUAAUUUUGGCUCAGUGGAGCUGGGCCAGGAGUUGAGGUUUGAAGUCUGGGAUAGGGAUGUGCUUUAUAACGACAUGGCGGGGAUAUGUGUCAUCUACCCUGAGAGAGGAACACAUCCUUUAAGCUGUCAGCUGCGUAAAGGAGUUCUCUAUUUCACCUACGUCAUUACAUGUGAUGCUCAUUUGACAGGGUUCAGAUGUGGACGAUACUCUCCUAAUGCUGAGUAAAAAAAAAAKAACCUCCAUUAGGUAACAUAAAACUUUUAGGUGUUUUGCAUUUUUCAUGAAGCACUUGUAAAUUGUACAUUUUACAUUUACCAUUUUACACUCAACUCAUAAAACACACUAAAUUUUUUUAAAGAUUUCAGCUGUUUUCUCUGUUCGUGUUUGUAAUGUACACAAAAAAAUUAAGUGUUGGAGUACUUGAUUUUAAAGAAAAUAUAAUCUUUAGAUUUGUCACACUAACAUUUUUUUCACAAUGUCCRAAUGCUUUUUUAACUAAGCUGUUUCAUUUAUUAGUGACAUAACAUCCAUGUAAAUGAUYUUUUAUAUCUUGCUUGUUGACAUUUGGGUCACAUAUGCAUCACAUUUGCCUGGUCUAGAACCUAAUUAGAACUARUACUAAUAGUAUUCAUUUCUAAUCAGGUCAUGUGCAUAAUUACUGAUAAAUCAAUAAACGAUCAAACUUUUCCAAAAAAUAGGGUUAUUAUGACUAUUUUUUAUGAUCUGAACUGAAGUAUAUUCAGGAUAAAUCAUUGCUACUUCUUCACUACAUUCCUGUGUUUGGUGAUUCAACAAAAUGUUAUUUUUGUCAUGGCAUAAAAAAGUGUGAACUUUGUCAUUUCUAAAAGAGCAGCCACAUUGAAGACUGAACAUUUCGACUGUUCUUGUUUAUUUUCUUGUUUAAAUCAUAGUUUCCCAUCAGUCACUUAUUGAACUGAUUCAGAAAAUGUGGAGUCUCCACCGGACUUUGUAUCAAGCGUUGUAAAUAAAUAGGAGGUGUCUCAGAAAUUUGUGGGGAAUUCCAGGUACUAAAGAGUCAUAAAAUGCUUCACACAGAAGCAUAUAUAAAACUUUAUCAUAUCCAAAAGACCUUAAAUACCUAGUUCAAUUUUAUAGGAAGAAGUCUGUAAACAGAUAUCUCACAUCAAACUUUUUCUUAUUCAUAUAAAAGAUAAGAAAAAAUAUCCAGUCAUUUGAAGAGAAAUUCAGAGCUCUUUAUAAUCAUUAUAUUUAGACACUGUGGUUUGUUGCAGUAUAAUUAAAUGUUUUUAAUAACUAAUCACGAGMUGAAGUUUGUUUGUAACCAAACUAAUUUAGGCAGGUUCUUGUGACUUCAGCUUACAAUGAAUGUUGUUUGUAUUUUAUUAUUUUACACUGUAUGCAAUAAAUAUAUUUAAAUCUC
Molecule: messenger RNA, 3047 nt
Organism: Austrofundulus limnaeus
Lineage: Eukaryota; Metazoa; Chordata; Actinopteri; Cyprinodontiformes; Rivulidae
Gene: prf1.5
Product: perforin 1.5
Exons: 5
Coding region: 299-1870 (523 amino acids)
Biological process (GO): defense response to virus; T cell mediated cytotoxicity; immunological synapse formation
Cellular component (GO): membrane attack complex; membrane
Molecular function (GO): wide pore channel activity
Source: RefSeq, a predicted model, not a curated record